AUGAAGAAGGCGUCGGCGACGAAACGACGGUCGACGGACGACGGCGAUGGACGACGCGUCGAUGCGCGUCGCGGGCGGAGGGAGGACGGCGCGCGCGCGUGGGCGAGCGCGGUGGCGCAGCGAGACGCGGCGCGGGCGCGCGUGCGAGAGGUGGUGGCGCGGAGCGCGGCGCGGGCGAUCGAACGGUCGACGGCGGAGGCGGACGGGACGGCGCCGAUGUCGAUAUUUGAUGAUUUGUUGUUGGAGGAGCGAGGCAUCGGGACGGCGCCGUGGUUGAUUUUGAAUCGCGAGGAGACGUCGGUGACGACGCCGGCGUUUGAGGGGCGAUCGCCGACGGCGGCGGCGCGGCGGCGCCUCGGAUUCGACUGGAUGCGGGCGCCGGCGUCGCGCGAGCCGUCGCGGACGCUGAGCGCGAGCAGACGACGCACGACGCUGAGCGAGUUGAUAUCGACGCGACGGACGUUACGCAUGGGCGUGAGCGAGCGAGCGGCGAGGAUGGCGCAGCUCGCGCCGGGCGAUCCCGACAGCGCUCGAGAGAGUCCGGAGACGUACGCGCGAAAGGCGGUUUCGGAGUCGAUGUCCUCAGAGGACAGCGAUACGUUCAGCGUUUUGCGUCCGCCGUCGGUCGUCGGCGAAAUCAAACCGAUCUUCAAGUCAACGCUCGCGAACGAACACUGCACCAUUCGCAGACGCGAUUCGUUCGAAACGCUCCUCGCCGAGGGACUCGAGGCGGAGCGUUUGUUCGCGUUCGAUGCGUUCGACGCGUGCGGUUGA
Ostreococcus tauri is the source of this 774-nucleotide messenger RNA. Its product is annotated as unnamed product. The transcript has a single exon. Lineage: Eukaryota; Viridiplantae; Chlorophyta; Mamiellophyceae; Mamiellales; Bathycoccaceae. The coding region runs from base 1 to 774 and encodes 257 amino acids. The record is from RefSeq and is a predicted model, not a curated record.